AUGAGUUGGUGGUGGCCAAGCGCCAGGUCUAGAAAGACCAAAAAGUCCAAGAAGUCGACGUCGUCAAAGACAAAUUCAAAGACGAAUAUCAAAACAAGCACCAAGACCUCUAAUAAGCCUUCUAUAACAGACCCGCCAAAUGUUUACCGUCAAGUCCGUCCCCUGGCGCAACAGGCCUAUUAUACAGACAAUACCUAUCCUGCGGCUCGUCCGGCGACCACAGCUCCUAGGCCCAAACCCUCACAGCAGCAUCUCCUGCCACCUACCAGUCCGUACAACAACCAGCAUGAUACUCAAUCACAACCCCAGAUUCGUCCAGUUGGCUGUCUCGCUGCGCCGCCUCCAAAUUGGAACGCCUACCAGCCGCCCGUCGUGGUGAACAAUCACUACCAUCUCGGCAGCCCCCUCGGCAGCCCCCUCGGCAGCCCGCCGUCUUACCAGAACCUGUCAUCGAUGCACUCACAGCCAAACUUCCCUACAUCUUUGACACGCUGGACAGGAUCGAUGGUGAACCUUGCUAAAGAAGCACUGCCACCGCAACUGUACGACGAUGGAUUGGCAGCUUGGCACGGAUGCUCCCAACUCGCACAGUCGACUAAUACAAUGUAUGAUCGCUUCAAUGAUAUCAUGACGCUCAUUGAUCAUGAGAAGCUCAGUGGCAGUGAGAACUCGUUGUUCAAUUGCACUCCGCCUGUCCAAGAACAACACGUCGAUGAGAAGGGCAUCAAGAAACAAAAACACAAGGAUAAGCAAACCUGCAACGUCGCAGCGUCUGUUGUAUCAGGCAAUUACUUUUCAAAGGUUGAACAAUAUGCAAACUCGAAGCUCCCAGCGAAUCUCCCACCCCUAUCUCUACACAUGCCUACAUGGCCGCUCCUCUGCCUUGCAGCACAAUAUUCCCAGCGCGUGUACGAAAAGCCUCGGGGCUCCGAGCGCGAUGCCCAUGUCUCAUCCGACUGGCUCGCAGGUCCUAGACAGACUUGCAUCAAGUCCGUGUCCAUGGAUGCUUGCAACACCAUUGUCUUUGCCAUCCGCGGCACAGCGAGCUUCAUGGACUGGGCUGUCAAUCUGAACUCUGCUCCCGUCAGUCCGCUCAACUUUAUCGACGACUCGGGCAACUUGUGCCACGCAGGCUUCCUGUCUGUUGCUAAGAAGAUGAUUCGGCCUGUAGCUGCAAGACUGAGACAGCUUUUGCAUGAAGACCCUGCUCGGUCAAAGUACAGCCUUUUAAUUACAGGACACUCAGCAGGCGGUGCCAUUGCCGCGCUGCUAUACUCACACAUGGUGGCCCAGACAGCUGAAGCCGGGAGCGAGCUCAACAUCCUGACAAACCGCUUCAAGAGAAUACACUGCGUGACGUUCGGCGCACCACCCGUCAGCCUCCUGCCUCUCACAAAACCCGACUCUGUGAAUCUGCGCAAGAGCAUUUUCCUUAGUUUUGUCAACGAGGGUGAUCCAGUUGUCCGUGCCGAUAAAGCAUACGUCAAGAGCCUUCUGGAUCUCUACUCGUCGCCACCUCCGACUCAUCGCAAAGAGUCCAAGUCCCGCUCACGGUCCUCAUCGCGGAGCAAGAAGCCCGAGUGGAGAGUCCCAGCCUGCACACUCAGCAACGCCGGCCGGAUCGUCGUUCUGCGUUCUGGAAAUCUUCAUGCCAAACCCAAGGAUCGUAAAACGGUGCAAGAACGCCUCAACGAGGGCGUUGUGGCUGUCACUUGCAUCGAUGAGAAGUUGAGGGGAGUUAUCUGGGGAGACCCUGUUUGCCAUUUAAUGAAACUUUACGCUGAAAGAAUUGAGGUACUCGCCGUUCAGUCAGUGACUGCAAGGCGUUGA
Fusarium sp. VM40 is the source of this 1830-nucleotide messenger RNA. NCBI's taxonomy places the organism in Eukaryota, Fungi, Ascomycota, Sordariomycetes, Hypocreales, Nectriaceae. The record is from the annotation of a GenBank genome assembly.